This is a messenger RNA of Miscanthus lutarioriparius, 879 nucleotides long. NCBI's taxonomy places the organism in Eukaryota, Viridiplantae, Streptophyta, Magnoliopsida, Poales, Poaceae. The record is from the annotation of a GenBank genome assembly.
AUGGCAGAGAAGAUCUCCAUACUAAUCGUCGUGGUUGACCUUGAUUGCCACAAGUGCUACCACAAGAUCCGCAAGAUUCUUUGCAAGCUCCAAGACCAUGAGAGGAUCCGGACGAUCUCCUUCGACAACAAGAGCAAGACGAUCACCAUCGUGGGGCCGUUCGACCCGCAGCGGCUCGCCUGCAAGCUCCGCUGCAAGGGCGGCAAGGUGAUCAAGGACGUCCACAUCGUCGACACCAACGGCGGCGGCGGGAAGCCUCCUCCGGAGAACAUGCCAGACGGGCCAACCGCGCCGGCGCCAGCGCCAGUGGGGAAAGGAAAGAAAAAGAAAAAGGAGAAGCAGCCGCCGCCACCGCCCACCGAGCGGCCUCCGCCGCCGGAGCAGGCACCGGGACCUCCGCCCGAGACGAUGAUGCCGCCUCCGUCAUCCCCGGCCCACCACCCGCCUCCGCCUGACGAGGGAAUGUCCGCGAUGGUGCCCCAGCCGCACUACGUCGAGGAGAAGCCGCCCAGAGCGGAGCUGGAGCCGCCGAUGUCGCCCCCACCCAAGGAGAUGCCGCCGAUGAAGCCGAUGGACAUGGCCAUGCCGGUGCCGCAACACCACCCGCCGCCGCCGUGCCCGGGGCGGCCGCUGGAGCAGCCGGUGGAGGAGUACGUGAUCCCGACGGUGGAGAUCCCGUCGUGGCCCGCGCCGCCCGUGGGGCCGUGUGGGUGCCCGUGCUGCGCGCCCUGCCACCAGGGCUACUACGGCAGCUGCAGGUGCGGCUGCUGCGGCGGGGUGUACGGGACAACCGUGAGGCCGUUGCCACCGCCGUGCGGUGCGUACAGGGGCUGCCGGACGUUCAGUGACGACGACCCGGCGGCGUGUAGCAUCAUGUGA